AAAGUUAAAAGUGGAUAAAUAAUAUUAACGAGUACACUUUUAAAAAUCACUGCUUAUAUUUUAUCGGCUCUCUCACUACUCCUGGACUGGUAGACUAACGAGUGCUACCUAAAUUCAGGUUCAUCAUCUUCAUCAUCAUCAAUCACCAAUCAUCUGUAACUCCGCACCCAUGGUUUCCACCAGAAGAAGUGGAUCUCUGCCCUCUUCCACUUCCAACAACAACAGCAGCAGGAGAUCCCGCUCAUCUUCCGACGACAAAUCUCCUUCCCCCAAGCGCCACAAAGGAGAGAGUGAUAAUGCGGAUUCGUCCGAGAAAUCCACUGCUCCGGUUGAGAAUCCCAAGGAGUCGAGCUUCACUGGUCCGCCGCCAGCGGCAGCAGAUGCCGGCGCCUCCUCUCCCAAGGCGGAGCAGACUCCUUCCGUCUCUGUUGCUACGCCUGUCGCUCAAGGAGCGGCGCCUGUAGUAGUUGACAAGCCCAGCUCUGUAUCGGCGAAGAAAAAUUAUCAAGGCUGUGAAUUGAUGAGGACGCCUUGGUGUAGGCUACUGCCAGAGAGUUCUAAGAACUCGACUGUGCCUAUCUAUACAUCAAAUUUCUUGGUUGGCUCAAGCAAGUCUGCAAAUCUUUUAAUAAAUGACCAAACAGCUAGUGGUAUCUUAUGUAUAAUAAGACAUGCACAGCGAGAAGGCAUUUCGGUUGCCGUUCUUGAGAGCAAGGGGAAGAAAGGAUCUGUACUAGUAAAUGGAAUGACCAUCAGAAAAAAUACUUCUUGUUUUCUCAACUCAGGAGAUGAGAUUGUCUUUGGCUUGCUCGGAUCUCAUGCUUAUAUCUUUCAGAAAAUUUCAUUUGACCGGAUACUUAAAUCAGCUUCCUCCGAUGUUAGACCUAGUUUUGGAAAAUCACUGCAUGUUGAAAGACGAGCAGGAGAUGCUUCAGCUGUGGCUGGUGCUUCCAUCUUGGCUUCCCUUUCAUGCCUGAGACCAAACUCUUCUCAUUUGAAAUCUACAUCUCAGGUCAGGGAUAGGAACUAUCCUACAGAUGAGCUGCCCUCUUUCCCCAUUGGACAUGAAGAUGAGCUUGAUGGCCCUGAAGUCAAUUCAUCAUCAAAUGUUGAGGUUAAUAAUGAUGCUGAUGUUGGAGUGCAUGGCAAUAUCCCCACUCUUGAAGGAAACUUGGACUCUGUCCAAGAGUCUGGCAAUGUAGAAGAAAGAGAGUGGGUAAGAGAUUCAAUCCCUUUGUCCACAUCAGGGAUGUCGUCAAGGUGUGCAACAUUUAAAGAAGACAUCCAGGCAAAAAUACUUGAUGGGCGGGAGAUGGAUGUUUCAUUUGAUAACUUUCCGUAUUACUUAAGUGACAAUACAAAAAAUGUGCUGAUAGCAGCAUCGUACAUACACAUGAAGCACCAAGAACUAGCUAAAUUUACUUCUGAGCUCCCAACGGUGAAUCCCCGCAUCUGGCUGACUGGUCCUGCAGGAUCUGAGAUAUAUCAAGAGAUGCUGGCUAGAGCACUAGCUCAGUAUUAUGGGGCGAAACUGCUGAUUUUUGAUACCCAUUCACAUCUUCAUGGCUUGUCUGCAAAGACGAGAUAUAGUGUGCAGAAAAUUGCCAAUGGUAGUGAUGAAUUCUCUAAAGAACUCGAAUGGGUUAAGGUAUCAGAGCAUUCAUCUGGUAAAGCAGUUAUGCAUAGUUCAAAUACCCAUUUAGGCUCGGGGUUGCAUUCCAAGGCAGAAGAUGUCAAUUCACUUUUGUUAGCAGGGACAUCAAAAAAUUCCACGUUCAGAGCAGGUGACAAAGUUAAGUUCAUUGGUUCUGCUGGUGGAUCAUAUUCAGCCUCAUCUUCUAAAAGAGGGCCAACAAUUGGGAGUAAGGGGAAGAUUGUGUUGCAUUUUGCAAACAAUCCAUUGUCAAAAAUUGGGGUUAGAUUUGAAAAACCCAUACCAGAUGGGGUCGACUUUGGGGGUAUUUGCGAUGGCUUCCAUGGUUUCUUUUGCAAGGCCAACGAAUUGCGUUUAGAAGCCACGCGUGCCGAAGAUCUGGACAAGUCCCUCAUCGACACACUAUUUGAGGUUGUAUUUGAUGAGAGCAGAAAUUUCCCUUUUAUUUUGUUCUUGAAAGAUGCUGAAAACUCUAUGGCAGGGCAUUCCGGCUUUUCAACAUUUAAAAGCAGGAUGGAGAAGCUUCCUGAUAAUGUUAUAGUUAUAGGUUCACAUGUCCAUACUGACACCCGGAAAGAAAAGUCACAUGCUGGUGGACUGCUUUUCACAAAACUUGGUGGCAAUCAAACUGCUUUGCUUGAUUUGGCUUUCCCGGAUAGUCUUGGGAGGUUAAAUGACAGGGGGAAGGAAGUUACCAAGACAACCAAACUUUUCACAAAACUUUUUCCGAAUAAAGUUUCAAUUUACAUGCCUCAGGAUGAAGCAUUACAAGCUGGUUGGAAACAACAAUUGGAUCGAGAUGCUGAAACUAUGAAAACAAAAGGAAAUUUGAAUAGUUUAAGAACUGUUCUGAGCCGAAAUGGAUUAGAAUGUGAUGGACUGGAGCGAUUGUGCAUCAAGGACCCCCAUUUUUCAAUUGAGAGUGCGGAGAAGGUUGUUGGAUGGGCAUUGAGCCAUCAUUUAAUGCAAAACCCUCAAGAAGAUUCUGAUGCAAUGACUGCUAUGUCUUCUGAGAGCAUUCAAUAUGGUGUUGACAUUUUGCAAGACACACAAAAUGAGUCCAAAAGCCUGAAGAAGUCACUUAAGGAUGUUGUGACCGAGAAUGAUUUUGAGAAGAGACUCCUAGCAGAUGUCAUCCCUUCGGUUGAUAUUGGAGUCACAUUUGAUGAUAUUGGUGCACUGGAAAACAUCAAAGAUACUCUGAAAGAGUUGGUGAUGCUUCCUUUGCAGAGGCCAGAGCUUUUCUCCAAGGGGCAGUUAACCAAGCCUUGUAAGGGAAUACUUCUAUUUGGCCCUCCUGGCACUGGGAAAACAAUGCUUGCUAAGGCUGUUGCCACAGAAGCUGGUGCAAACUUCAUCAACAUCUCCAUGUCAAGCAUCGCCUCAAAGUGGUUUGGGGAGGGUGAGAAAUAUGUCAAGGCUGUCUUCUCGCUGGCUAGUAAAAUUGCACCUAGUGUAAUCUUUGUCGAUGAAGUUGAUAGCAUGCUGGGCCGUAGGGAAAAUCCUGGAGAACACGAGGCCAUGCGCAAAAUGAAAAAUGAGUUUAUGAUGAAUUGGGAUGGAUUGCGAACAAAAGAUACAGAACGUGUUCUUGUCCUUGCAGCUACAAAUAGGCCGUAUGAUCUUGAUGAAGCAGUUAUUAGGCGGAUGCCACGUAGAUUGAUGGUCGGUUUGCCAGAUGCCCCUAACAGAGAAAAGAUUCUAAAAGUGAUACUGGCAAAAGAAGACUUGUCACCAGAUGUUGAUUUGGACUCCGUUGCUAGUAUGACCAAUGGAUAUUCAGGAAGUGACCUUAAGAAUUUAUGUGUGGCAGCUGCAUAUCGUCCAAUCCGAGAGAUUUUAGAAAAAGAGAAGAAAGAGCAAGCUGCUGCCUCAAUGGAAGGUAACCCUCCACCAUCUCUGUGCAGUAGUGCAGACAUUCGACCAUUGAACAUGGACGACUUCAGACAUGCUCAUGAACAAGUUUGCGCAAGUGUGAUGUCAGAGUCCGCAAACAUGACAGAGCUCGUUCAGUGGAACGAGCUCUAUGGCGAAGGAGGCUCAAGACGGAAGAAGUCUUUGAGCUAUUUCAUGUGAGGUUACCGAUCGGCCUGCUUGACUGUCCUCUUUUGCUAUAUGAGUAUGAGGUUAGCUUGUUUGUAAAAUGGGUUUUAUAGGAUGUAAUUUAGUUUUUUUUUUCUAAAAAAUAUUCAUCUGGUUUUUUUUGAAUAUUUGUACAUGUGGGUGAGGAGUACCCUUAUUAGGCGUUGAGUAUUUUUUUAACCCAUCUGACUUUUUUUAUUUUAUUUUUAAAUGUCUUAGAAGAAAAGGGAUUACCCAAUUUUUUUCUCUGUAUCAUUGUACUAAUAAUAUACUUGUGAGAAUUUAUUCCUUUGAUAAAUGAUUCUUCUGAUAAACUGUGAAUACCAGUGUUUGUUGUACCAUUUCAUGCUUGGAAAUCCAAAUCCACGUUCGAAGAAAAGUUAUGAACGUCAAAAGAGGGGCGCUAGGGGAACCUCGGUUUGUGUGCACCAAGGCAAAAAUAGACACACGAAGAUACUCAAGAUUUGUACGUGCACAAAAAUGAAAUGUCUCGAUUUUUGUCUUGGUGUACGCUUUGUAUACACCGAGUGGGGUUCUCCAAAUAUUUUUCAUGUAAAAAGCAACCACACCCCUAUUCAAUCAACAUACAAUGCACCAAAAAAGGGUAUUGAGUGAG
Cuscuta campestris is the source of this 4352-nucleotide messenger RNA. The record is from the annotation of a GenBank genome assembly. NCBI's taxonomy places the organism in Eukaryota, Viridiplantae, Streptophyta, Magnoliopsida, Solanales, Convolvulaceae.